Molecule: messenger RNA, 10023 nt
Organism: Osmia lignaria (orchard mason bee)
Lineage: Eukaryota; Metazoa; Arthropoda; Insecta; Hymenoptera; Megachilidae
Biological process (GO): peptidyl-threonine phosphorylation; peptidyl-serine phosphorylation
Cellular component (GO): cytoplasm; cytoskeleton; nucleus
Molecular function (GO): protein serine/threonine/tyrosine kinase activity; protein serine/threonine kinase activity; ATP binding
Source: RefSeq, a predicted model, not a curated record
GGCAUCCUUUCAGUCGGCCGCUGAACCCGCGCGCCGUGCGGUUGCUCGUGUGUGUAUCGCGCUUCAGUUCGAUUCGUCGCGUAUCGUUCCUUUUGUAUUUUCCAUCGCAGGACCACGCGUGUGAGGUUUUUCUAUUCGCCGGUUAUCCGUCCGUAUCCGCGAAGGUGACCAGACCGACGGAAAACGACGAAGCUGUGUUCUAGAAGGACCUCUUGACACGCCAGGACCACGCAUACUCUUUCGGAUUUUUUGGAGUACGUCUCGAGAUUGUUUUCGUGCGCGGGCGUAACGCCGACGUGAAGUUCUUCUGCAUGAUUUCGUACGAACCGUCGACGUACGGUACGAAAGGCAUCGAGAGCGAGGAUGUAGCGAGCAGGGACAGCCUGUCACGAGAAUCGUAUCGAGAGGAUGUGCACGAGAGCACGAUCGACGCUGACAAAGAAGUUCACGCCUCGAAGCGAGUCUGUUAUCGAACGGAUCAUCGAUUAAGAUCACUGCCAGAGUAAUGACGAGAUAGUGAACAAAAUUAUUCCGUCCGUGAGCCGUCCUUCGAUAGUCGUUUCACACCGAUCGAAAAAAGAAAAAAGGAAGAAGAAAAAGAAAAAUACUCUUUGUCUGCUUUUCGAGAUCAAAGACUGAAUAUAUCAAAGAGAGGAAAGAUGUUGGGAGUGAGUCAGCCGGGAAAUCCACCCUCGAGCUUGCGACACUCGGCGAGUUUCUCUUGUCUGCAGCGUGGCACAGCCAGCGAGGGGCACAGAGCGAGGACUUCGACCCUGUUGCAGCAGCCGAACCUGCAGUUGAGCGGAAGUCAUCAUCAAUACUCGUCCGGUCAGACAUCUUUGCUGCAACAUUCGACCGGCACCGUUCAGCAUCGCAUCGAGGCGUUGGAGUCGAUUCAAGACAGCAACGAUUAUGGUUUCGUCAAGAUCAGACCCCGUCUGCGCAGCACGAACGCCACAUUAUACUACGAAGAAGAAGUCGCUGCUCAGAAGAACGCUUUGUGGGACCGGGAUGCGUCAGCGUUCAGCGAUCGCGAGUGCGACACCAAUUACAGAGAAUGUUCGUUGAAAAUGAAGGACCGUGAUCAUUCGCCAAAAGUUGGCUCUUCGAAGAAUCAGAAUCCUUUGAGAGGCGCUUUGAUAUUAUUCACCUCGACGUCUUCAUGGUGGAAAGCCAGGCAACGGGAGGAUCAAUUGAACGGUUCCACCGGUGAUCGUACACUAGGCUCUACCACUUCUGGCGUUGGCUCCUCUUCGGAGCGAAAGUGGUCGAGCACUUCCAUGGCAUCUCCUUCGAACGAAAGAAAGUGGCCGUCGGUGACGUCGCCCACGAACGACCGGAAGUGGUCCGUGGGCAACGGGGCUCUGACGUCGCCGGGCAACGAAAGGAAGUGGACCAGAUCGUCCGUCUGUUCGAACUCUACGGGACAGCAAGACAGGAAGUGGCGAUCACUCGGUGCCCUGCUAAGGGCUCCCACGGGCAACGGUUCGCACGCUGUUCAACACUCGCUGUCCCAUAACAUGAGCGUGUCCAUGAUCGAGGGCGAGCAUUUCCGGGAUGAUCCUCGUGGCUCGAGUUGCAAGUCGACCCGGUACCAGCAGCCCACCUCCUAUUCCGCCCGUGUGUCCCGAGUCAGCCGGGACAUAUAUAGAGAAAACGGGGAAUUCGGUCAGACUUCUGGAAGAUCGAAGGUCAGCCGUAGGUUGUACCAAGACAACAACAACGCUGAGUCAAUCGAAAGGGACAUCGACGAUAGACAUCCGAAUAGACACCAGUUCGACGACGAGUGUCGUGGUAGAACGAAUCGAGAAAGCAUAUGCAAAACUGAACAGACGGGCAACGAGACGCGAGCCACUUCAACGAGAUCAAGCAGAGCUCAAAGCUUUUAUCUUUUGGAUGAUUUCCUGCGACCGCAACCGCAGCCGAAUAAAUGUAUGCUCAACGUAUACUUGUCACCGUCUCACUCGAAGUCUGGCAAUAACAACGAUCAUGGAAGAUCAACGGAAGUGAAACAGAUCUCGCAGGGGAACGUCACUAACAUAACACCGCCUCGACGUCAUAACUCGAGCUCGGAUAGCCUCGAAGUAGCGACCAGUCCUCUUCCGCCGCCAGUGCCGCCUCCGCCACCGCAGGUCACCACCCGGGACAGAGAAAGGGGUGAGAAUUUCAAAGAGAAGGACGUGUGCCAGUGCAAAAUGUGCUGCACCAUUAUGCACCAGAGAUCUUUCGUUGAAGAGGUGAGUAGGCGAUCCAAAGAGCGUGCAUCUCUCUACCAAGAGACCGGGAGGAGUCCUGGAACGUUGCAUAAAGAUGUCGGUGGUGCUGGUACCAAGGUCAGCGGAAAAACGGUCGGCGGUAUUGGUACCGCAACCCUCACCACGCUCUCAUCCAUUAAUAAUACAUCCAACACUAGCAGGAACAAGAACAAUCCCGUAUCUCAAGAGAAAUUACUGUCAUUCUUUCACCCCAAACCGACGCGAGUGGAGAAAUCGGACAACAAUAAUACGAACAAUUCUUCAGCCAACAAUAUCCAUAACAACAUGCCAAUACACGAGUCCAUUAAUGCCACAUCUCAUGACGUGUAUCCUGGGAGAUUGCCAAUGACAUCUCAGGAGGCCCUCAAAUAUUACGGUUCGAGGCUCACAGAAUUCGAACGUGCCGAAAUCGAGAAGUACUCGGAGAUUUGGUAUCUUGGUUUAUCAGCUCAUAAAAUUCACGGCGAGGAAGGGUCAUCGCAAAACGGUGGAUACGACGACGAAAACGGUAGUUACAACAAGGUCCUCCACGAUCACAUCUCGUACAGAUACGAGAUAUUGGAGGUGAUUGGAAAGGGAAGCUUUGGACAAGUAAUUAGAGCGUGGGAUCACAAGACGGGUCAUUACAUUGCCAUUAAGAUCAUCAGGAACAAAAAGAGAUUCCAUCAUCAGGCUCUCGUCGAAGUGGAAAUCUUGGAACAUCUCAGGAAGAAAGACUUGGACGCGAACGCGUCGCACAAUGUGAUACACAUGCUAGAAUAUUUCUACUUCAGAAACCACUUGUGCAUCACUUUUGAGUUAAUGAGUUUGAAUUUGUACGAGCUAAUCAAAAAGAAUAACUAUAAGGGAUUUAGCCUCAGCCUAAUAAGAAGAUUCGCCAACUCGCUAAUUAGCUGCCUGAGACUGCUUUAUCGAGAGAAGAUAAUCCAUUGCGAUUUAAAACCUGAGAACGUGCUUCUGAAGCAACGGGGUAGCAGCUCGAUUAAGGUCAUAGACUUCGGAUCCUCGUGUUACAGCCACCAACGUGUAUAUACUUACCUUCAAUCCAGGUUUUACCGAAGUCCAGAAGUGAUUCUGGGCCUUCCAUACGGCACACCGAUCGACAUGUGGAGUUUGGGAUGUAUCCUAGCCGAACUUUACACCGGUUGCCCAUUGUUCCCGGGCGAGGAUGAGAUCGAACAACUCGCCUGUAUCAUGGAGGUUCUUGGUCUUCCACCAGAACACAUUAUUAAUCACGCCUCUCGUCGCAGGCUUUUCUUCGAUCCGAAGGGAAAUCCUCGAUGUACGUCAAACAGUAAAGGCAAGAAGAGGUGGGUAGGUAGCAAAAACCUCGCGAUGGCUCUUCGUUGCACCGACACCCUUUUCGUGGACUUUGUCAGCAGAUGCCUCGAGUGGGAUCCAAAGAAGCGUAUGACCCCCGACGAGGCGAUGCGUCACGAGUGGUUGAACUCGUCUUCCUCUCACGUGAGUAGUUCCUCGUCCUCGACGUUGGCUACCUCGACGGUGAAUACGAACGCGAACACUAACGCGAACACGAACGCUAACACAACGAGCCUGGAGACAACGUCGCAAUCGGCACACGCUCAGACGAUCAGCGUGACCGUUAGCGCGCCCCGACAACGAGCGACCACGGUAGAGGAUCCUCCUUACACGAUGUACCGUCUGUACAAAGGACGGAAAUACGUGCAGAGGAUCAGCACAACCGAGAACACCGACAAUAGCGGGCUCGUGGUGAAGAGCAAGCUGAACGGGAGCGCGAGUAGCCACGCAUUAGCGAGCAGCACCCAGACGACUACCUCCUCGAGACACGCCUCGACCGGCGAUAUCGUCGCGAGUCUGGACCCGAAUCUCGACGAUUCCGGUACGUUUUUACCGCCGAUAUUGUGAAAUCGGGUCUGCGCUAGCCAUUUCUAGAUGCUUUCUGUCGCGCGUACCGUGUCGCGAUCGAACAUUUCGCUCUUUCACGUACACCGGCCACGCGGAAACGAAGAAACUAUGAAAGGUUGAUUUGGUCACGACAAUAAAAAAAAAGCAAACUAAAACUAAAAAAAAACAAAACAAUACACGGUUCACCGUGAGGCUAAGACCAAUAGAAAGGUAGAGAUUUAUUAAACGCGUACACGUUGACGACGAUGACCAUUCUUCUUUGGAUACUUCAUCGAUUGAGGAAGCGUGUCCGGUCAUGAAGAAUUCGAAAACAUUUGAGAAUACGAUUAUAUAUAUAUAUGUAUCGAGAAGCAUGUAGAAUUGGCUGGCUGGAUCGGGCCCGAUCGUUUUCGACGCCAAAAGGCUAGGCAGAAUUGUUUUGCUAGUCUCAGCAUGCGCCGAGCUUAUUUGAGGCCAAAAUAAUGUGAUGAACGGGAGGCGCGUGCCGUGAACAACGAGAGCAUGGUUAUAUAGUAGAAACGCGGUCGUUUCGUUCGUUAGCCGAGCACACACCUACACACCUACACGCAAAGAUAACGAUUUUAGCGUCUCGGCUCCGAUGGUAUAUAUCACUCAGGUAAUCGUAAAACGACGUGUGUGCACCAAUCCGUAGAGAGUCGAUCGGAAAUAACGUAGAGUUUCGUUCCCCUCGCACCACGACAUUCGUCCCUUAAUCUCCGAGUAUAGCAAGAUUCUUACUAGAUAUAUGCGUUUUGCGAAUCGUACGAGAUCUAAAGAGAAAAAAAACAAUAGGAUCGUUUCUCUUGUUAACGAUAAACGGGACACAUAAGUAACAACACGUGUCAAAAGUUCGAUUCGCAAAUUGACUAGCGCAAAUUACAUUACGAUUACUUAUAUUAAAGUGUACGAGGGGUAGCGAGAGGAUGAAUGUGUUUUUAACAACGAGAUUCCCACGCGAUACGAUUCCUAAUCGAGUCAGCAUCGAAUUUGCGAUCACGUCGAUACAAGAGAGAGAGAGAGAGAGAGAGAGAGAGAGAGAGAGAGAGAGAGAGUGAGAGAGAAAGAGAGAGAGAAUCUGAAGUCGUUUGAAAACCCCGUGGCAACAGGGUCGUACGAUUUAAUAAAUGAAACGUCAAGGCAAAACGACGACGGAGUGACGGAAGAAACUCCGAGACGAAGCGUGCCCUAGUUUCGCGAGGCCUGAGUAGUCUUAUUGUGAUAUUAAUCUACCACUGUCUUAUGUAGAUCUCUGAUAUUAAGAAGUAAACGAUCGCUAUAUCAAUGGUUUUUCUUUUUUCAUUACUAUUAAUCAUUAUUAUUAUUUUUUUUUUUCUUAAUAUUGAUUAUCGCUCUCGCUAUUACUGCAAGAUUAUAAUUACGAUAUUAACGAAAUUAUUCGAUGAGUAAUAACACAAGAGAGAUAACGUUAUUAUUAUCAUUAUUAUUAUUAGAGUUAUUAUUAGAAAUGUACAGUAUCGAGCAUAGUAGGCUUCUCUAGAGAAAUUGGUGAUGUUCUCUCCUUGAUAGACUUCACCGAGUUCCCCACCACCCCCAUGGGUUCCCUGGGGUUCAGGGUUUUCGAGGUUCCUGACCCACGCCACAGGCUACCCCUUCCCAGACUUCCGCUCUCCCCUUAGGGGAGGGAGUCCCAUAUAUGUAGGUCUUUGGCGUACCACCAAUUAAUUUGCGUAGGAAAAUUUGAAUUAAUAUUUAUUUCAUUAUUCGUAGUUUUCAGUUAUAUUCUAAAUUCUACAAUAUUUAAUAAUUACAAAUUGCUAAAAUAUAGUCAAAAUUAGGAUUGUGAGAAUUCCUGCUUCCUGUAUAUUGCCAUUUUUCCCAGAGAAACCUACUUUGCUCGAUUUUGUACAGGUUUUUGAGUAAGCUCUCGAAAUCUAAGAGUUUAACAGCACGUAAUCGCUUUCUUCUUUCUUUCUUCAUUUUUAUCUGUAUUUUUUGUGGAAAAUGUGUUACAUUAUUGUAUUCUUAGAAUUUGCCAGUCGCCUGAAAGUUCCCUGUUAUCCUUUGCAUAACGCUUUCAAUAAUUAAUUAUUUUAAUCAAAAUAUUAUAUCUUGCUGUACAUUACAUCUGCCAGAAAUCACCUAAUUCUCGAACACCAAUUUGAACGAUUAAAUUCAAUUAAAAUCGAGCAUUAUUUGGUAGAAUUAUGCAAAGGAUUUGAAGGGAACCUGUGUUGUGUAACAUACACAUCAUAUUGCAAACGAAUACACGCGCAAGCAAAGAAUAUCCGCUCUCAGUGUUCAGAGAUCACGAUGAAAGAUCAAUUUAAUGAAAAAUACUCCAGCUCGUAGUUAUCGUAAAUAUCGUAGAAUAUUUGUACAUUGUUCUCAUCGAAUUCAUUCAUUUGUUAUGUUCUUUUCUUAUUUGCAUUUCGAUCGGUCAUAAUAGCUUUUUUAAACACGAUAGGCGAUCUCGUAAGUUGUCUUCGAGCAUUUAAUCAGUGAACCUUCAAUAGAUUUAACCCUUUUUCUUAUUCGAAAUUACAUUUUAUGAUACAAGCCACACAAGAUUAUCGUAUAAUGGACACCUCCGAAAAUGGGUUAAAUAACCAUCAAAAAUGCUUAAGUCCUCAAAGCUUUCAAUCCAUGCUUUUAACGCGUAAACGCGUGACAAUGAAAAUGAAGAGAUCACGCGACAAGACUGAAAUAAAUGAAAUCGUCGACUUUAAGGUUUCAUUACGUUUAAAUACUCCGUUUUAGGAUCACCUUUCGAUGAUAUGCAUGACAUCCGUUUUGCAUGUUCUAUUUGUUCUACGAUGAAACAGCUUCAUUUGUUUUAUCAAAGAUAAUUAUUUAAUGUUCCUUAAUAAUUUUGCAUGUUCCUUUCGUCCCUUUACCGCAGCAAUUAUGAGUUUUUGCGAGAAAACGCGCCUUUGUAAAUGCCCCUUUGUAAAGAAAUUUAAAGAUAAGAUAAGAAGACAACUUACAUAAUGCCAGGGACAAAUACCGUUAAUUAAUAUAGAACACGAGGUAUUGAAAGAAACACAAUUUUUUUAAAUGUUUAAAUAUUUUAAUAUUCCAAGUUUUAUCUUUUACUUUGUAGAAACUUUUACGUCUUCCUAUCAAAGAUGUUCGAUUAAUUUUUUUUUCUUUCUUUCAAUAUCUUGUCCGGCAGAAAUUCGGAACACGUACUCACGAAUCUUUUCCCCUUUUUCUUGAAUUUUUCACAGGUUUAUGAAUCGCGUAGAAUGAAAUUGAUCGAUCAGAACGCGUAACGAGCGGUUUCGUAAAUUCACAGGCGUCAUCGGCACGAGAGAAAGAGAGAAAGAGCUGCCCACGGAAGCACUUUAUUCAUCUGUAGUCAGAGCGAUGAGUCCGACAUUUAACAAGCGUAGUAUUUAAAGCAAGAAACACACAGACACAUACACACACACACAUACACAGGUUUAUAGUGAACAAGAAAUAUCAAAUUGUGUAUAAUAACUAACAUUAACAAGGCGUCUGCGCGUCCGUAUGCAUGAGUGCGCGAAAGCGAACGUGAAACGAAGAAUAAAGAAGGAACAAGAGGAGAAACGUGUUAGGCGUGAAUGUGUCUAGAGUGAGUGCGUUACGUUACUGCAUAUACAUAUAUACAUAUACGAUUUUACGUGUUAAGAAACCCACGCGGAAGCGACAAAACGAGUUAAACAUAGGAUAUCCAUUUAGAAAUAAAAUAGAAAAGACCGUUUGAACAACGUAGCUCCGAUACGUGGAGCCUCUGCUCCCUUUUACCUUACCCUCCCCGAUUAAACCCUGAUACCAUUCACGGGCCUGCAGUCGUGUCAAUUGAAUUGCUCGCAAGAAAUAAAUAAUAAAUAAAAAAAAAAUAAAUAAAAAAAUGCGACGCGAAGAAAGAAAUUUCUCUCAUGUGACUUAUUAAUCGUCUUAAUGAUCCAGUUCUACGAUUGGACGCAUUUAUUAGCUACGUACGAUGAACGUAAAUAGAAUUACGUGCUAUUACUGCCGGUAUUCCGUAUAAAAUAGUGCGUUCAUCGAUCAGAAGUUUAGAAUUAACUGUGUUAAGGGAAAUGACAAUUAUAGAUCAUCGAAUCAGGAAGAUACGCUUCGCGUCAUUUGUAUUGUAUUGAACGAUUCAAUUGAAUCGACUGAAAGUAUUUGGCGCGAAGAAUCAUCGAUACGUGAAACGAAAAGAAAAAACAAAAAGAAGAAAUGUACGAUAAUAUCGUCGUCGCAUUUUUCUCUACGUAUCAGUAGUUCACGCCAAUUGUACAGUCGUUGAAUUUUAGUUGUGUUCACUAUAUUGUAUACAGUGGGAUCAAAUUACGUGCGUUAGGAUCGACUGAUCUACGUAAACUGACGCGUUUCGAAUAUGGCGCGCGUGCGCCGCGCGGCCGUUUACGCAUGCGCGUGCGUCACGUAACACGAGGCGCCUAAAUACGAAAUAUUGAAGUAUACUUUCUAAAAAGAAAAGAAACACACAAAAAAAAAUAAUAAUACGAAGAAAGAGACAAAGAAAUGUUUAAGGUUGAAUAAAUUAGACGAUGCAUCCACGAAACGAAAGCUUGUUGUAUCAAAUUCGAUUGGAUUGAGAAAGAAUCAUCGCCGUCGCGGUCCGAAUUUCUUUUUUGGUUCGAUCAAAACCAAAAUAGACGCGGACGGAAACGACAGUCGCUUUCUAGUCCGAUAACAUACAUAUGUAACAAUGAAAAGGGGAUGGUCUAAAAGGUCUAAACUUAACGAAACGAAAAGGAAAAAAAAAUGGAAGAGACUCUCUUUCAGGCUUCAGCGUGGAAUGCUCUUAGCGUAUAUCUGUUAGGACAGCGUGUAACUAAUUAUCGAGUUAACGACGUGAUUAGAUCUAUUGAAUUCAAUUAGAUAGUAAUUGUGCGUACAUGGUGAGAUCGUUGCCACCGCCACGACCGUCCCUUCUCCCCCUCCCUUCUCGACACAAGAUUGAUCCUCAACGACCGAUCGAUCUAUAAAAUUGUGACGAUUGAUCGUUCUUAGUGUAAUUCAAUAGGACAAUCACGAAUAACAGUUUUGUGUUAGCAUAUUAUGAAAAGAACAUAAAAAAAAAGUGAAUCCUCUAGUUAAGCAGCGUCCGUAGGGGCACGAGUUCGAGCACAAAGUGUCGUCUUCUUACGUAAAAGAUCUCUGUUAAAUAUAUAAAAUUACGUACGCUGUUUAAUCGAUCGACAAACUCACGUAAAAAAGAUUUGUGUAAAUUUCUCUUCGUUAUACGUUCUAUUCGUCGUCGAAUUCACUUUAUUAGAUUUCACGUCGUUAAUGUAUGUCGUAUCCCUUUUAAUGGAAGCAUGUACAAAAUGUAAUAAUAAAUAUAUCUUUGGUAACAACACAGUUUUUCGCAUGUUUGAGAUACAAAGAUUGUUAGAGGUAAAUUCUAAUCGUGAUUUCUUGUUUAGAGACAUGUUCGUGCUGGUUAUGUUAAAUGAACGUCUGCAAGAAUUUUUAUUCGACGUGUAACAAUGAGCUUCGCCAAAACGAAAUACAUUAUAAGAUUGUGGCGGGAGGGGGAAAGGAUAUUAACAGAGAAAUAAUAGAUGAAAUAUGGCAGAGAAAGAGAGAGAGAGUGAAAGUGAGAGAGAGAGCAGGAAUUGAUAAAUGGUUAUUUGUAACUCGGCGUUGAACAUCGGGGAAGAUCUUGUUACAUCGUGUGUAAAUGCGAGUUCGUCAAUUUCUGCCCAACUUAAUUAUAGUGAACGAAGAAAAGAAUUGCUAAUAAUAAAUGAUUAUAAUAAUGACAUUAGUAUAUGUAAUGAUACGAUACUGAAGCAUCAUCAUCUUUUGUAUCAUUUGUUCGUUUGUUUUUAUCUUACUGCGUUUGUCUUUCAUUAUUAAUGCAAUACCAAGAUGACUCGGUUUCGACACGGUAUCUUGUGUGUAAAUAUAUACUAAUAAAAAA